AUGUGCAUGGAUACCCUCACACACAAGUCCUCUUCACCCGUGCAAUCCCUCACCACCCGCCGAAUCCUCGUCAGAAAACGACGCCAGAGCCAACCAGCACCGCCGACGGCAGCCGCGGCCGUACCAGCCGCCGCUACCGCCGGUGCAAGCGGCUCUGCAGACGCGGCAGUCCCCGCUGCUGUUUCCGCCGCGCGCCUUGCAGCAGACGAUUCCGCGCAGCCAUCGCCUGCAGGGCUCCUGGGGGCGCGGGAAGAGGAUGGCGCGGCGUGGGACUGUAUACCAGUCGAAUCCGACUUCAGCGGCUUUCCCCCGAACCGCCGCGCGGACGCAUCCUUCUCGUCCGCGGACUUGGCACCGCCGCAGCGCCCUGGAGCCCUUCCCUGUGUUCCCGCUCUUCUUCCGCCUCCUCUUGCGCCACCACUGGCGCCGGUUCCGCCGUCCGCGGGAGGCAUGUUUGAGAACCAGCGCAUAUCGCCCCUGGCGCACCACAUAGCGCAGCAAGUUCCGCAGUCCUUCCCCCAGACCCCCUUCCGCAGAUCCCCCACCCUCCCCUCGUCCUGGGAUCUUCCCCCUUUCUCCAAGCGCCAGCGCGUGGCGGUGGCUUGGGGGGGAGGAGCGGGGGGCGCGGAAGUUGAGAAAGGGAGAGCGCAGGGGAAGUGCGGUUCCGCGGGGGAAGGGCAUGCGGGAGGCAUGUGCGGGGAAGACGAGGCGGAGAGGGAGGGAGAGGAUGGGAGUGCUUUGGGGGGACAGAAAGGAGGCACGUGGGGAGAUUGUGAUUUGGGGGAAGAGAGGGAAGGGGAAGUGGGAGCGGGGAGGGAGGUGGAAAGGGGAGGGCGAGGGGAGCGGGAAGGAGAGGAGGAGGAGGAGCAGAAUGAGCGUUGGAUGGAUGAGGUCAAAGCUCCCUUGCUCGUGGCUUCCAAUGCUUCUUAUGCCGCUGCAGCAGCACCAAUAACAACAGCAGCAGCAGCAGCAGCAGCAGCACCAAUGGCGGCAGCGCCAGUGGCAGUAGCAAAUUCUCUUGAGGUUGUUGUGAGAGUGCCAAGAGCUGCUGCGGCUGCGGCAGCGGCAGCGGCAGCAGCAGCAGCAGCAGCAGCAUCUGGUCGUGUGGAGAGUGUUGGUGGGUGCAUGAGCAAGGGCGGAUGUGUGGGUGUGAGUGCACGCGAUGCCUCAGCUGCAGCAGCUCUUGAAUGUGAUGACUCCCUGUCGAGGGGCGAGCAGAAGAGGCAUGAGCGAGGGGGUGAUGAGGGUAGCUCCUGUCCGGUUAUGGCUUUGACAGGAGGAGGGAGAGAUGGAGGAGGAGGAGAGUGGGGUGGAGGAGGGAGGGGAGACGCGGAUGGAGCAGAGCAGCGGUCAACAGGCAAGCGAGUGAAGAGGAGAGAGAUGGGAAGGAUGCUGUUCACGCAGGAGGAGCACGAGGUGCAGGUGCAAGAUCAACAUGGCAGCCAGCAGCCUCAACAUGCACGUGUGAAAUGCAGAAAUUACUUUGCACGCUGGGAGCACCUUAUUGGAGGAGUGGAGGAGGAGGAGGACGAGGAAGAGGAGGAGGAGGAGGGUGGGGAUGAUGACAAGUCCAUGGGUGACCCUCAGGAAUCUCCCAAAUUUGUUCUCUCUUCAGGGCGAUCUCUCUCCUCAGAUUGCUUGAUCAGAGCAGGCAAGCCCUUGACCAUUGAUGGCGAGUUUGAGCAAUUCUUCUCCCAGCUCCUCCUAUGA
Closterium sp. NIES-65 is the source of this 1710-nucleotide messenger RNA. Lineage: Eukaryota; Viridiplantae; Streptophyta; Zygnematophyceae; Desmidiales; Closteriaceae. The record is from the annotation of a GenBank genome assembly.